Haliotis rubra (blacklip abalone) is the source of this 2161-nucleotide messenger RNA. Its product is annotated as sugar phosphate exchanger 3-like. Gene Ontology annotation, molecular function: transmembrane transporter activity. The record is from RefSeq and is a predicted model, not a curated record. Gene Ontology annotation, cellular component: membrane. Gene Ontology annotation, biological process: transmembrane transport. Lineage: Eukaryota; Metazoa; Mollusca; Gastropoda; Lepetellida; Haliotidae.
UGUGUAUAUGUGAUAAUUCAGUGACUGACAUCAUGAAGUGGGAUACGCUAAUGUUCAACUUACCAAGUUACGUAGUCUGACACACAAAUUCAUUAAAUUGCCAGGUAUGACAUGCAUAAUUUGUUUGGAUGGAAAAGUCUUAACUACAAUCGUCACAGAGCAGCUGAAGGCAGAUGCCGCUUAUUCACAAGAGCAAGUCAUUGACAGCUGCUGGGGUGUAUGAUAUGAACCCACAUAUAAUCAUCCCAAGAAAAGAAUUGUAAGAUGGAACAACUGAAGUUUCGACAAAUGUGUAUAUUUGUCACUGGAUGGCUAUCAUAUGCAUCAACAUACCUGCUGAGGAAGCCUCUUGGUGUGGUGAAAGCUGACAUGGAAAGGGUACUUGGAUAUGGCAAGACACAACUGGGCUUGCUUGACACUGCUCUCCUCUUGCCAUAUGCAUUUAUGCAGAUGCUUCUUGGACCAGUGGGAGAUCGGUUUGGAGCACGAAAGACGUUUGGGCUUUGCCUCAUUCUGUCAUCACUGUCAAUGAUUACUUUUGGCUACUGGAGCAGUUUUUCCAUGUUAUUCCUCCUUCUCUUCAUCAAUGGCACAGCUCAGUCCCAAUGCUGGCCCAACUGCACCAAGGCCUUGCUGUCAUGGAUACCAGACAACAUCAGAAAUGGUGUAUUUGGCAUAUUUGGCACAUGUGCCUUUGCUGGCGGUAUUUUUGGUACUUUACUAGCUGUAUAUCUACAGACCAACUAUGGUUGGAGAUACUGCUUCACGUUACCGUCAGUGAUUGUGGCUGGCCUUGGUGUCCUUGUGCUGAUGUGUUUUGUCACAGCGGAGGAAGCAGGUGUUUCUAUACCUGGAAAGGAGUUGAAGAAUGUUAAAGCAGAGUCACCUAUAUCUACAGAAAAACCUGGUAUGCUACAACUAAUGAAGAUACCUGCUUUGCUGGAAAUUGCAAUAACCGUGUUCUGUCUGAAGAUUGUGCGUUACUGUAUGUACAUGUGGCUGCCUAUGUAUCUCCUUCAACAUUUAAAAUAUUCUCAAAGUCUGGCUGGUGUGUGCUCAACAACAUUUGAAGUCGGUGGAGUACUAGGAAGUGCCCUUUUAGGACUUGUACUGGACAGGUAUUUUCCUGGGCGUUCUCUACACGGCACAUGGCUGUCCAUUCUUCUGUCUACAGUGUCGCUGAUUCUCUUCAUAUAUACAAGCUCAAUGGGGAAAGUUGUAAACUCAGUGUUUAUGUUCCUUGCAGGAGCAUUCAAUGCUGGGCCAGACACCAUAUUAGGAGGUGCCAUACCACUGGAGUUGGGAGAGAGGGAUGAUCGUAAAGCAGGGGCAGCUACAGUUGGUCUUGUCAACGGUUUCGGGAGUGUUGGAACCUGCAUAGAAGGACCAGUGAUAGGGCUGAUAUCCAGUAGGUAUGGCUGGGCCGGGAUGUUCUACCUAAUGAUUGGUCUGUCUGCUGUAGGCGUAGCUGCCAAUUUCCGUGCUGCUCGAAUCUAUCACAGAGGCCAAGACACAGCAUCUGCACUUCAAACUGUUUGACAGGAAUUAUUUUUCUCAAAAGAAUUAUUUUUAUUUUUACAGAGAACUUUUAGUGUACAUAGAGACAGAAUAACAUGUUCAUAUUAAAGGCAUGAACUUACAUACAGUUGUUAUUGUUACUGCCACUCUGUUAUUGCAUUAAAAUGAGCUUUGAUCAAAUUCCUUAGUGUAAACCCACUUGUUAUUGGGAGAUUUUUAUUAAUAUUGAUGUACAGUUACUGUUAGCAUAACAUCGUACCCAUGCAUCCUUCAUUCUCUUCCCACAGAGGUUACUUGUCAUAUCUUCCUAAGAACCUCUGUUCUUAUACGGCCAUAUUUCCCGCUUCUCAUAAAAUCCCCUAGCGGCAAAAGAUCGCAACACAAAUUAUUUCCCUUCUUUCUAUCCAAUCAGAACACGUGUUACAUCGACUUAGAUUCAACUUGACUAACACAAACAAAUGUGGGGCCACAAAUAUCCCUCCUCUGCCGGGGAAUUGAUGUGACAAACAAGGCAUUUAAUGGCUAGUUGUCCGUUGUCAACGAGGGUAAUAAGAGAUGCCAUUGAUCCGCCAUUACAUGACUGAGUCCUGUCUAGAAGAAACGUUUGCGCAUCAUGCAGGGUAAGAGGUUUAGUUUUCUCGAA